Athene cunicularia (burrowing owl) is the source of this 1911-nucleotide messenger RNA. RefSeq names its product solute carrier family 31 member 1 (gene SLC31A1). The record is from RefSeq and is a predicted model, not a curated record. Gene Ontology annotation, biological process: copper ion transmembrane transport. The coding region runs from base 1021 to 1575 and encodes 184 amino acids. NCBI's taxonomy places the organism in Eukaryota, Metazoa, Chordata, Aves, Strigiformes, Strigidae. Gene Ontology annotation, cellular component: membrane. Gene Ontology annotation, molecular function: copper ion transmembrane transporter activity. The transcript has 5 exons.
GCAGGAGGCAGCCCUGUCGGCUGUCGUGCUUGCUGCUGCUGCACGCCGGGCCACUGCAGCCAGCACCGUCUCUGUUGAAUGAGUAAAUAGUGUAAAGGAGGCUGAAGAGGUGCUUUUUAAGGCUCUGGUCCUUCUGGGCAGAGCCACUGGAAUUAGUUUUAUUUCUUGCUUUUUUAGAACUGGUGUGGGAAAGAUGAGGCACUGUUUUGAAAGGAAGGGUUUGCUGCUCUAAGGGAUGUUGGGGGUCUGCUGUUAAUCCUGUUAGACUUCUGAUUUGGAAAGGGGCUUCAUUCCUUUUGAAUGUGACUUUAAGGAAGCUCUGUUUGCACACCAUGUCUCAUACCGAACUAAUUUGUAAAGUACUUUCUUGGAGCUCAGUAGAUCUUUCCCAUAGUCUGUCCUGUUUCUGCAUGUCCUGUGUUUCUGCAUUAAAAGGUGCAUCUCCCUUGGAUGUCUGGAAGGCUGUUUGCCACAGGAAAAACUGUGAUUUACUGUGGAGUGUCCGGAUUAUGGAUUAACAGGGCAGAAACAAUAGAUUGGGAAACUGUGGUGGAGGUUAUGUAUGAUGGCAGUCAUUUUAUGGCAGAGACCUGCUUGAGGAGACUGUUUUGUCUUUGGCAUCUCACCAGGUCCAGCUCAUUUACCUGCUGUAAACCUGCUGUAAACCCACUGUUGCCAGUGCACAACAGAAACCUACCGUUCCUCCCCUUCUCUGUGCCCUGCAGUUGUGAACGUGGCUUCCUUGUAUGUGUGAGAUGAAGCAGCACUAGUUAAAUGUUGGUGGAGGGUAAAAGUAAGUCCUAAUGCUUAACUUGAGCUAACAGUUUGUUGUCAGAUCCUGGCUGCACAUCUCCUGGCCCCAGCUUGGUUUGCUGAGCUGCCAAGGUGGCAUUGCAGCGGAGGGACACAAACCUCUACCUGACCAGAGCCCACCUAUGUGCUGAGGGCAGCCCUGCUCCAAGACUAUGACUUAAGGGUCCCACUAUUCUACGUGCCUUUUUGAACAUCUCUGUUGUAAAGAUGUCUCACGAUCACAUGAACAGCUCCAUGUUGCCAGUCACACAUCCUCCUGAACAUCACCAUCCAACAGCAGCCCCAGGACAUGGUCAUGGAUCUGACAUGAUGAUGAUGGCAAUGACUUUCCACUUCAGCUAUGAGAAUGUGCCAUUGCUGUUUUCUGGACUUAUAAUCAAUACUCCUGGAGAAAUGGCUGGUGCUUUUGUGGCUGUCUUUUUCCUGGCCAUGUUUUAUGAAGGCCUUAAGAUUGCUCGAGAGUGUCUGCUCCGUAAAUCCCAAGUCAGCAUUCGAUACAACUCCAUGCCAGUGCCAGGUCCCAAUGGCACUAUCUUGAUGGAGACGCACAAAACUGUUGGGCAGCAGAUGCUGAGCUUCCCUCACCUCCUGCAGACUGUACUGCACAUCAUUCAAGUCGUGGUCAGUUACUUCCUCAUGCUGAUCUUCAUGACAUACAACGGAUACCUCUGCAUAGCCGUGGCGGCAGGGGCAGGGACGGGCUAUUUCUUCUUCAGCUGGAAAAAGGCAGUUGUUGUGGAUAUCACGGAGCACUGCCAUUAACACUGGAUGCUGCCCAGCAGCCUCUCCGCCCCACUGCUCUCUUGAAGUGCAGCCAUCACAAGGACUGGAUCAUUCCUAAGCUGAAAGAGAAUCAAUCUGAAGAAAAUCAACUGGAGUUCACCACAAGUUCCAAGCUGGGGUGUGGGGAUGUGAGGAGCUGGGGUAUGCUGCUCCCCUUUGCUGCAGGAUGGCAGCAGGGCUGACUCUUGAGGGUCCCGUGGUAGCCACUCUUGGCUAGGAUUUGCUUUAUUCUUAGAUUAUGCCGUGAUUGAAAUUAGUUGGCUGACAGAAAUGUAGAAAUUAUUCUUAAAAAAAAAAAACCAACAAAAAAACCCA